Papaver somniferum (opium poppy) is the source of this 1116-nucleotide messenger RNA. RefSeq lists its product as uncharacterized. Gene Ontology annotation, molecular function: ATP hydrolysis activity; ATP binding. NCBI's taxonomy places the organism in Eukaryota, Viridiplantae, Streptophyta, Magnoliopsida, Ranunculales, Papaveraceae. Bases 1 to 1116 code for a protein of 371 amino acids. The transcript has 4 exons. The record is from RefSeq and is a predicted model, not a curated record.
AUGGAUGUAAUGAAUGCAAAGAAGACAGUGUUUAUAAUCGGUGCCACAAACAGGCCAGAGAUAAUUGAUUCUGCAUUGCUGAGACCAGGCCGUCUUGAUAAUUGGGGUUUUGCCAGAAGAUGGGAAAUAUUAGUGUUUGUUAGCAUUAGAGAAGAUUUCGGCCGAUCAACUUUUUCAGAUUUCUUCUCUUCGAGUCUCCAGGUUUUUGUGAAAGAUGGUGAUGCCUCUGGUAUUCAAACUCAUGUCCAUGACUUUAUAAUGAGUAUAUCAGACGAAAUAUCUUUUUGGAAUGAUGUAUGGAGGGGUAAUGCUUCUCUUGAUUCUACGUUCCCUUCUCUGCACAAGUUAGCCACUAACAAAAAUUCAAAGCUUGCUGACAUGGUUACUACAGAAGGGAAUUGGAAUUUCAUUUUCAAACGUAAUCUCGCUGGUGUGGAAGUCAAUAUUUUUGCUGCCAUGCUGCUUGUAAUUGGAAGCGAUCCACCGGCCCUAGACAGCCUUCCUGAAACAAGGCGUUGGUCUCCUCAUAGCUCAGGGGUUUUCACUGUCAAAACUCUCUAUUCUAAACUCAUUGCUGAAUCGGGUAUGGACAAUUUUCCACAUUAUUUCAUUUGGAAGAGGCCUGUACCAUCUAAGAUCUAUUUUCUUCUUUGGUGCUUAAUGCAUGACAAGCUAAACACAAUAGAUAUGCUGCAGAUAAAAGGGGUAGACAUAUAUAACUCUUGUGUUCUUUGUGGCGAUGAUGUCGAAUCCCAGGACCACAUUUUCCUUCACUGUGAAAUCGCUCACAGUGUUUGGUCGUUGGUUCUUCCUUCUAACUGUUGGUCUUGGGUGAUUCCAAGAAAUCUUAAAAUGCUUGCUUAUGGAUGGCAUCAUGUACACUUCUCUAUUGCUGGAAAAUUUUUAUGGGAUCUAAUACCAGCUGCAGUAGUGCAUACUAUUUGGACGGAGCGAAACAAGCGCAUCUUUGAGCGGAAUUAUACUUUCAAAACGGAUGAUGACCUGGGAAUAGAAGUAAAGUCUUUGAUUUUAUCAUGGGCAAGUGCAACCGGCAAAAGAGCUCAUUUAAAUUUUGCUAGUACAGUUCAAAACAAAUGGGAUGCUUUAUUUGUGUAA